AUAGAGAAUGUUUCGAAUUGAAGAAAGACAGUUCCUUUGAAACUGGGUAUAUCAAAACCUUUUCCAGCGAAUCUACUCAAACAACUCUUGCAAGCACUGAGGGUUGCUCAGGAUUCGGAUGUCCUGCAAUUACGUUAGGUUUUGCAGUGGGAAUCGCAGUAGCCGUUAUACUACUUAUUGCAGCAGUUUCAGUGUUUGUUAUUUACAAGAAAAAAAGAAGAAAAGAUGUUAAAAGUUCUAGUAACCAGGAAAGACACCCAAACAAAGAGACAGAUUCCAAAGGCCACAAAAGUGAAGGUUAUGAAGAGGAAAACAUCACACUCGUUCAGCAUGAAGAUACAUUUAAAGAUCUAAAUCAAGAAGUGAAUACGUUCCAUGAUCCACUCCACGCAGGUUAUUUUUCAAGAACAGGACAAAAACAUACUCCAUACAUUCCAAGUACCCACGAUUACAGUUUUACUCCUGAAGAGGAAAAUCCUGCAUUCCUUGAAUAUACAAGCAAAAGUAUCAGACUGCUCUCCUUUUCUGGGUUCUCACCGCAGGAAAUGGUUGAAAACUUAGCUAGUGCCGGCUUUUUCUAUGCAGGUUAUGAUUCCACAACAACUUGUUUUCAAUGUGGUUGUGAGAAGGAUGAUUGGAAGUUGGGAGAUGAUGCCAUUUUUGAACAUAAAGGGCUCAACAGCAGAUGCCCCUUUGUAAGAGACACAGAAAAUGCAAGGGGGAAACCAAAAUUUAGUGUAAAUAAAGAAACAUGAUGAAUUCACAUUCUGAACUAGGAAAAUAGUCUACCUAAAGAACACACAAUUGGAGAGAGAGAGAGAGAGAGAGAGAGAGAGAGAGAGAGAGAGAGAG
Molecule: messenger RNA, 852 nt
Organism: Saccostrea cuccullata (small rock oyster)
Lineage: Eukaryota; Metazoa; Mollusca; Bivalvia; Ostreida; Ostreidae
Exons: 6
Cellular component (GO): nucleus; cytoplasm
Source: RefSeq, a predicted model, not a curated record